Mytilinidion resinicola is the source of this 786-nucleotide messenger RNA. RefSeq lists its product as uncharacterized. Gene Ontology annotation, molecular function: RNA binding. NCBI's taxonomy places the organism in Eukaryota, Fungi, Ascomycota, Dothideomycetes, Mytilinidiales, Mytilinidiaceae. Bases 59 to 721 code for a protein of 220 amino acids. The transcript has a single exon. Gene Ontology annotation, biological process: RNA processing. The record is from RefSeq and is a predicted model, not a curated record. Gene Ontology annotation, cellular component: cytoplasm; nuclear exosome (RNase complex).
CCCGAUCGACGUUAACCUCACAAAAAUUCCUCCACAUUCAACCCCUCCAUCAACAACAAUGUCCGCUCCACCCCUCCUCGACUUCGCCCUCCCAGGCCAACCCCUCGGCCCAACCUCGAAAUACACACCCGGGCCAGGCACUCACAUCUACGAAUCCGUCAUCCAUGCCUCCAUUUCUGGCCCAGUCGUCUCUACUCAUGCUGCGCCCACUUCCACGACCUCCGCCAAAUCCUCCAAACCGCUACCAACCCUCUCCAUAACCCGCAAUCCCCCGCCUAACCCCUCCUCCUUCCUCCGCGGGGGCGCCUCUGUGUUACCAGAAGUCGACAGCGUCGUCCUCUGCCGCAUCACCCGUCUUGGCGCGCGCUUCGCCUCCGCUGAGAUCCUCGUAGUUGGAGAGCUGGUCUGCCGAGAGCCAUUUUCCGGUAUGAUUCGGCGGGAGGAUGUGCGGGCGACGGAGAAAGAUAGGGUCGUGAUACGGGAGAUGUUUAGGGUGGGGGAUGUGGUGCGUGGGGUGGUUUUAAGUUUGGGGGAUCAGAGUAAUUACUAUAUCAGCACGGCGAAGAAUGAGUAUGGGGUUGUGAUGGCGUGGGCGCAUGUGGAGGCGGGAGAGGGGGCGGGGGGUGCGGCGAAGAGGGCGAUGUAUCCGGUUAGUUGGAAGGAGGUGAGGGAUCCGGUUACGGGGGUGGUGGAGGGGAGGAAAGUUGCGAAACCUUUUUGAGGAACUGUGUACACAUGAAUUUUUCGGGAUAGAGUUUGGAAUGUAAAAAAGGGGAAUUGAGGUAA